AUGGUGUACAAUUUGCUGACUACGGCUCCUCACAACCUCAAAGAUGCCAUUGACUGGUUGAUGGCCAUUAAGGGAACUGAUUCUGUAGAUGCUUUGGGCGAAGCAGUUCAUAAGGUGCUGUCAGAACUCCCUGUUGGCUUCAAGUUGUUGCCGUCGAUCGACAAUAUGAAACGCAUCACAAAGAGGUUCCUGGAGCAAGAUGAGAUUAAGGAUCAGUGGCUCGUAGGAGAUCUGCUGCAACGAUACGAUACGCGUAUGACAAAAGACCCCGAACACAUCGCCAGGGCCUUGGAGCGUGGCCACAAAAGCGAUUGUCACAACAUCGUAGAGACCAGAGGUCUCAAACCUGAAGACGUCACAACGUACGUGCGUAAAAUUGUGGAUGGUUGUGAAAACUUCCUGGAACAUGUCAAAAACCCCGACACAUACGUGUCUACCUACAGUGAAAAUGCAACGUGGGAUGCAUCAUGUUCGAAAUACCCGGAAGGUUGCGCAAAGGUACUCAUAGGGACGGCGCCAAUUUUGUACGCCGGCCUACAAUCUUUGUGGAAUGCGAGCACUCCCGGACUCAUGACGUGGACGCCUUUUAGUCAUGAGAAGCAUCUGAGAAAGGUGUUGAAAGCCGUGGGUUACAAGGAGCCAGAGUACCGCGCAAAUAUUGGUCCUUCAGACGUCCGCAACGCUCUGAGCGGUUUGGAUGGCCGUGUAUUGUACACAAUCUACGACAUCGCUGGCUUCUGGGGUUACUAUUGA
Messenger RNA from Babesia ovata, 753 nucleotides. RefSeq lists its product as uncharacterized. The coding region runs from base 1 to 753 and encodes 250 amino acids. NCBI's taxonomy places the organism in Eukaryota, Apicomplexa, Aconoidasida, Piroplasmida, Babesiidae. The transcript has a single exon. The record is from RefSeq and is a predicted model, not a curated record.